AUGGGCUUCGGCGUCCUCCAGCUAAUGGACUUCAUCGCGCGCCGCGCGUUCCUUGGCGCCGGCCUCCAACCCCACACCAUCUCUCUGCACACCGCCACCUCGACCGAUACGGGCGGCGUCGGCGGCGGCGCAUCGGGGCAGCGCAACAUCCACAUCCACUACUGGGCGCCGCCGGGGGAGCCGCGGCUCCCUCCGCUGCUGCUCAUCCACGGCUUCGGGCCCAUGGCCACCUGGCAGUGGCGCCGGCAGGUGGGCCCGCUGUCCCGCCACUUCCACGUCGUCGUUCCGGACCUCCUCUGCUUCGGCGCCUCCUCCUCAUGCGGCUCCCCGGCGCCGUCCGAGUCCGCGCAGGCCGCCGCGCUGCUGGACGCGCUCCCGGGCCUCGCAGCGGGCGCCCGCGUGGCCGUCGUCGGCACCAGCUACGGCGGGUUCGUGGCCUACGCCCUGGCGCGCGCGGCGGGGCCCGACAGGGUCGGCCCCGCGGUGAUAUCCAACUCCGACCUGCUCAAGACGGCCGACGACGACAGGGCGCUCCUCCAGCGCACCGCUGACCUGCUCAUGCCACUGGACGCGCGCGGCGCGCGGCGGCUCAUCGAGAUGUCCUUCUACAGGAGGCAGGCCAUCACCUUGCUGCCGGACUUCGUGAUCGGACAGGCCGUGCAGCAACUUUUCACGGAUAAAAGGGAGGAGAAGAUUGAACUGAUGAAGGCAAUCACUGUCGGCACUGACGAGUUCCAACUGAUACCCCUGCCUCAGGACGUUUUGCUCAUCUGGGGAGACCACGAUCAAAUAUUUCCCUUGGAAAAGGCAUUUGCCGUCAAGAGGUGUUUAGGAGAGAAUGUUACGUUGGAAAUCGUCGAGAAAACAGGCCAUGUGCCUCAGAUGGAGGACCCGGAUCGGUUCAACAAGGUCGUCUUGGAUUUCUUACUGGCAUCACAAAAGCCUUCUUCGACUCGCCAUGCUCGGUAG
Molecule: messenger RNA, 969 nt
Organism: Miscanthus lutarioriparius
Lineage: Eukaryota; Viridiplantae; Streptophyta; Magnoliopsida; Poales; Poaceae
Source: the annotation of a GenBank genome assembly